AUGGCUCAUGCUGAUCUUGCCUUUACAAUUUUUAUACUUUACGCUGUGGGCAAGCUCUUAGAGGAAUACUUGAGACCAAUUCAGUGGGCUGUGCUUUGUUUAAUUCCUCUUAGAGCUUUCAGCUGGUUCCCACCAUCUGUUCGACGAAAUGCCUCAAAGAGGCAGCAGCAGCUGGGAACCAAUAUGCCAUUGUCCAAGGAUGUUAACUUACCUGAUAUGCCAUUUGUGACUGAAACAAAAGCCCAAGAGGACCUCCCUGUCCCUACCCUUUGUAAAUCAGAAACCGUUUCAGCAAUCAACCUUGAUAUCAUAUACAUUUUCUCCAUAAGGGCCAUAAGGAUUGCAUUUUUCACAACCAACAACUUCAGCAAAUGUACUAAACAGUACUCAAAGAGGCUCACUAGCUCAGGUGGAAUAUACUCCAGUGGGGUUUCAGCUCAAGACUUCGUUAGUAAAGGAGAUAAUGUUUCUGACAAUCUGGUUGCAACUGAAAACAAAGUGGUAAAUUAUCCCGAUGAUGGGGUAAUUAGUGACAAUAUGACAAGUAGUGAUGUAGUCGAAGAUCAAAAAGUUGAGAUGCGGCAGAACUUGACUGAACUUGAAGGUAGUGUUCAAGCAGCAAGGGACGAUGGUUUUGCUAAUGGAGGUACUACCAUUGAUUCUGUCGAAUGA
This is a messenger RNA of Prunus armeniaca (apricot), 672 nucleotides long. NCBI's taxonomy places the organism in Eukaryota, Viridiplantae, Streptophyta, Magnoliopsida, Rosales, Rosaceae. The record is from the annotation of a GenBank genome assembly.